AUGAGAAAGUUAAUUAGGAGUCCCAAGCAGCAGUCAAAUUUACCUCCCAACAAAAAAAACACCGCUAAAAACGAAUUUGCUAAUAAUAUUCAAGGCAAAAUCUCUUUUCGCUGUGUAGCUAGCCAACAUUUAGCCGGUGAUUAUCAGCACCCUAAUCUAAGUUAUUUCUUCCGUUCCGCUUUGCAUGCUUACCAACAUGGCAUGACUUUAACUUAUCAACGAAAGAAUAAUCCAAGGAAAGAAGUAUCUUUUCGUUUGACAGAGGGAUUGUUGGCUUUCUAUAAUUCGCUUCCUGCUC
Entrophospora sp. SA101 is the source of this 298-nucleotide messenger RNA. The record is from the annotation of a GenBank genome assembly. NCBI's taxonomy places the organism in Eukaryota, Fungi, Glomeromycota, Glomeromycetes, Entrophosporales, Entrophosporaceae.